GUCAAGUUCUUUCAUUCGGUCCUGCACACUAUUUUGAGUUGAAAUUUUCUUUUUUGUUGAACGAAAAUUACAAAAUUUAAUUAGAAAUUAAUUUUGAUUUGUUGUUUCCGUUCCGUAAGAACAUGUGCAAGAUAAAGGUGACCCAAAAAUUUCUAAGCUACUCUCCCUAGGCUUCCUUCAAUACUAUGGCGUCAACAAACAAAUCCUAUGCAAAUCGCUACUUACAGAUAUUGCGAACUGUGUCGGAUAUUAUCUUGUCAAAACGACCGCAAAAGUUAAUACCCUUCUAUUGGCUGCUCAAGCUCGUAAAGACAUACUGUGCCGGCAUGGAGCCAAAUUUCCGAUUACUUCCGAUACCAAAACGGUUCUACGAAUUUGUGAUUAAAAAUGAGUUUUUCAAAUCCGACCACUACCUGGCCGUAUCCGAUGAUGUCUUCCACAAAUUUGUUGGUUGCAAGGACUUGAACUGGGUGAACUUGAAUUUCGGUAAUGGUCAACGAAGUGCAUCGUUCGAAAUGGAAAAUGAUGCGCAGAUCGUGUCCACCAUUCUAAACAAACCCAAAUGUUCGGUGCUCGUGCCGGUCGUACAAAUAGUCAGCAAGCAAUGUCAACCGAAUUGUGUGUUCGUCAGCGAAAAUUGUUUCCAGAACUUUGUGGCCAAGUAUCGCCUGAAGGACGAACCAAUUUACGUUUCAAUCGGAGAACUUCAGAAUGCACAAAGUAUCUGCCAACUAGCCACAAGAGCCACAAUAUUCAUCAUCAAUAAUCCGCACGACAUAUCCAACGAUGUGAUUGACGAAAUUCUUGGAUGUUACUUCCAAAGUCCUCGGAUUCUCUACCGCAAUCAUACAUACGAAAUUAUCGUCGACGACACGCUGCUGGGCACAGCCGUAUACGCCAAAUAUUUUCACAUUUUUUCGAAUUUGAAAAAGAUCUUCUUCCGCUGCGUUCAUCUCGAAUCGAAGGACAAUCCAUUCGAGAUCAUGGCGGUGGUGGUGAAGGGAUUGACUAGCGUACAUCAAACGACCAGCAUCAAUUAUAUCGUACCGAAGCAAACGUUACAUGAUCUGUGCAUCAUAGACACAUGUCCGAACGGAUUACGAAAAUAUUUCAACAAUUUGCAGUCAUCGAUUCGACCGUUUAUUGACACAACUGGUAACAAGGCCGACUCAUUGUCGUCACAGAAUGUUUUCCCAGUGUUUUUGGUGCAUGGCGACCGGGGAAGUGGAAAGAAUACCGUCGUCACAGCUGUUGUUCAAACUUUUGGUAUUCAGACGUUUGGUGUUGAUUGUGCCGAUGUUGUGUCGCAAAUACCCGCACAAACCGAAGCUAAACUUAAGUUGGUGCUGAGUAAGGCAAAUGUUUGCGAACCUUUGGUCAUUUGUCUGCACAAUUUUGAGAUAUUUGGCGUGGACAACGAAGGACAUGAAGAUCUUCGAUUAAUAACAGCAUUUCAGAACGAACUUCACAAUCUGUUCGCCAAGGAACGACAGUUCCCAGUCAUUCUGAUCGCUAUAAGCAGCACUAACGAGCCCAAACCAAUAAUCCAACGACUGUUCCUGGAGACGAUAAAAUUCAUUCCGCCCGAGCAAAAUGAACGCUACGAAAUUCUGAAAUGGUUGCAUCUGAAGGAGUCCACGGCCGAGCAAAUAUUCGAACAGAAAAUUGAGAAUAUUCCGCUGUGCGACGUCAAUCAAUCGGACAAAUAUUUCAAAAGAUUCAUCAACGACGAUCUGCAGAACACGUUGCACACGGUGGCGAACAAAACUCAAGGUUUUCUGUACGGAGACUUGAUUCUCCUGUACCAGAACACUGUCAGACAAUCGAAAUUGCAACAAUCCACCAGUCUGACCAUGCAACACUUCGAGAUAAAUCUGGCCCGAAUGCAAGCGGAUUUCUCCGAUAGCCUUGGCUACAGUCCGAAGGUGCCGAAAGUUUUAUGGUCAGACAUUGGUGGUUUGGCCAAAUUGAAAGACGAAAUACAGAGCAGCAUCGGUCUACCGUUGAAGCAUAUGCAUUUGAUGGGGAAAAAUAUGCGAAGGUCUGGCAUCCUAUUGUACGGACCACCGGGUACAGGGAAAACACUUGUAGCAAAAGCUGUCGCCACCGAAUGUAAUUUGAGUUUCCUGUCCGUGCAAGGACCAGAACUGCUCAAUAUGUAUGUCGGGCAGAGUGAGCAAAAUGUUCGAGAAGUUUUCGCCAGAGCCCGAUCAGCCGCACCUUGUGUCGUAUUUCUAGACGAAUUAGAUUCGCUAGCACCGAAUCGUGGAAUGGCUGGUGAUUCUGGUGGCGUUAUGGACCGUGUAGUAAGUCAACUGUUGGCUGAAAUGGAUGGAAUGACGACAGACGACGAACCGCAAAAGCAAAUUUUCAUUUUGGCCGCAACGAAUCGACCUGACCUAAUAGAUCCAGCCCUGUUACGUCCUGGUCGCUUUGACAAGCUGCUGUUCGUGGGACCAUGCACAACACCUGAUGAUAAAAUUGCAGUAUUAACGGCGCAGCUAAAAAGAUUUACACUUGCCGAACAAUUGACCAUCAAGUCCAUUGCUGAAUUGUUGAAGCAAGACAUGACCGGUGCUGAUCUGUAUUCAAUUUGCUCAAAUGCCUGGCUGUCAGCCGUCAGACGUGUUAUCACACAACAUAAGACUGAUUCCCAACCAAAACAAAACGGCAGCAGACCUAAACACGAAAAACGAUUGCGAAAAUCUAAGAAAAAUGAUAAAUCGAAUCAACCAACGUUAAUGCCGGAAAAUAUUGUCGUUAAUAUCGAUGACUUCAAGCAAGCCGCCACCAAUUUCAUACCAUCAAUUAGUAAAACGGAUUUAGAAUAUUUCAACAAAUUAAAGUCCAACUUUAGUCCAACGAAUUAGUUAUCGGAUAUGAACGUUUGACAGGUAAUUGAGUAUCCCUGUGAAGAGUCUAGAAGUGUGUGUACAAAGUGAGACGAACCGGCCAAUCCGGCAUGUGACUGGAAAUUAUUUUUAUAAGAACAAAUGUGCAUCAGCAGAAAAGGAGACUGUGCCAAAGAAAAUCCUUUUAGGGGAUGGGGUUGAUAUUAGAUAGAUAGAUUGGUUUUUAAUGAAGUGUUGCAGUUCGAGUUUUUAAGGCAUUUUGUUUAGAGGAUUCAUCGUGAUUUUGUUCUCUUUUUAAAUUAAAUGAUCACUGUCUUCACGGCGUUUCUGGUGAUUUAUGCGACUUCCAGAGU
This is a messenger RNA of Bradysia coprophila, 3205 nucleotides long. RefSeq names its product peroxisomal biogenesis factor 6 (gene Pex6). Gene Ontology annotation, molecular function: ATP hydrolysis activity; ATP binding. Gene Ontology annotation, biological process: protein import into peroxisome matrix. The record is from RefSeq and is a predicted model, not a curated record. NCBI's taxonomy places the organism in Eukaryota, Metazoa, Arthropoda, Insecta, Diptera, Sciaridae. Gene Ontology annotation, cellular component: peroxisomal membrane; cytosol.